This is a messenger RNA of Thlaspi arvense, 1861 nucleotides long. The record is from the annotation of a GenBank genome assembly. Lineage: Eukaryota; Viridiplantae; Streptophyta; Magnoliopsida; Brassicales; Brassicaceae.
UUGAUCAAUCAACAAAUUCUCAUAGUCACAAUCUUUGAACCAAAAGAAGCUAUGGAGCUAUCACUAGCAUUAACAUCAACGGAUCAUCGUCAGUUGAACAAUAAUCCAUCGCCUUCAGAGGCACAUCCAGACACUAUGGACUUUCUGUCACGAGAAUGGUGUAAUUUUGCUGUCCAAUCGCUUCAUCCGGACCCUAUCCUCUGUGACCGUUCCAUUGUUCCCGUUGAGACGUCGAUCGCCAAGUUUCAAGGCGACUCCAGCCCUGUUUCUUGUGCUAAGAUGGACGAUCCAGAUUUUAAGCCUUCCAUGCCUUCGUGGAAAACCAAUGAUGUCAAGUCAUGGAUAUGGAUGCAACAAGCAAUGCACCCGGAAUUGAGCUACGAAGGCUUUUUCCGCAAGAAACUUAAACUUCCAUGGAAGAUUACGCCAUCGAUAAAGAAAUGGUGGAAAGAGAUAAAGGCGAAACGAAAGGAAGAAGUGAGGCUACAGAGAGCUGAAGUCCAUGCCGCCGUGUCCUUGGCCGGUCUGGCCGCUGCUCUCGCCGCCGUAGCUUCCGAUAACGCGGGAAAAGGCGGAGGAAAAGGUCGACCAACCACAAAGGAGACAGCGGUGGCUUCUGCGGCAGCUGUGGUGGCGGCGCAGUGUGCACAGAUGGCAGAGACAAUGGGAGCAAACAGAGAUCAGCUCAGCACAAUGAUUGGCUCCGCCAUGAAUGGUACAAGUGUCAGUGAGAUACUCACUCUCACAGCCUCGGCUACAACUUCAUUGAGAGGUGCUGCGACGCUGAAAGCAAGAAGAAGUUGCAAGAUCAAUAGAUUGAACGGAUCUGCACCUGUUUUGCCUAUCGAAGACUCCUCUGAUUUGCCUCCUGAAUUUGACAAGAACACAUCACUUCUUGCUAAAGGAACAUAUCUCUUCGUCGAGACACCAGAUGGGGAUUUCAAGGCUAGGACAGUGUCUAUGGUCUUAAACAAUGACGGGAAGGUAAUUCUUAAAAUCAAGAAACAUAACCUACUCAGGACUAAAAAAGAAUGUAUGGUGACGAAUGUUCAUGUGGAACUUUAUAAAGAUUCGGAGAGCGAAGAAAACAACAUUCAAGACACUUGUUAUCUCAUUGUCCUGAAGACCAGCAGAGGAUCUAUUAAACUAGACAUGGCUGAUGAUUACAAUCGUUACAAGACAUGGGUCACAACGAUCCAACACAUGCUCACUCUCUCUUCUUCUUCUUCUUCCUUCCGUACAAAAUACGAUCUCACUUUCUACAAGAAAAACUAAACUUUUUUCUUCGUAUUUUGCUCUUCAAUUUCUCUAUGUAAUUUACUUUACAUUCCAUUUUUAUUUGAUCUCCUCCUCUGUUUCUUACGGUUCUCUCGCUUGUUUUUUUUUUUUUUUUUUUUAUAAUACUGUAUGAUGCAUAACAACUAGAGAGAACUUACGUUCUUUUAGACACCACAUACAUCAGCUAGCUUUCUAAGAAAAGUAACCUGGGAUUUGAGAAGCAUGAGAUGCUGAAUUGACUUGAGGAACAAGGCUUCCUCGUCGUCCACCUCUUCACAACCUGGUACAAUCCUACGAAGAAUUCCAAGGUUUCUUCGCAUACAAGUUUCGCGUAAUUUUGGUUUUUCCUUUCGUCCCUUGCAAUCUCGGUGCUUGACCUUCUUGCACUUCACCAUCUUCCUCAUUUCUUUGCACUCCGUACUUAGAUCCAAAGCCAUAUAUAUAUAUAGAAAGGCAAAGAUAUGGAACAAAACAAGUUGUCUGAAACAUGUUUUGACAGAGAAAAGCAGACAAGGAACCCAUAUCAAGGCCAUAACCACUGAACCUGUCUCUGCCAAUCCACCCUUGCAAUGUUUAAUGUUCA